Molecule: messenger RNA, 2116 nt
Organism: Humulus lupulus (European hop)
Lineage: Eukaryota; Viridiplantae; Streptophyta; Magnoliopsida; Rosales; Cannabaceae
Product: protein RETICULATA-RELATED 1, chloroplastic
Exons: 8
Coding region: 171-1757 (528 amino acids)
Biological process (GO): plant organ development
Cellular component (GO): chloroplast inner membrane
Source: RefSeq, a predicted model, not a curated record
GGUAUAUAAGAAGCCCCAAUUCCCCUAACCUUCGUUCUUUCUCUCUGCUUUCUCUCUCUAGAAAAUCAUCUGUGGAGAGAGAAACUGGCAGCCAGCCACUAACAUAUGAGAAAAUUCUAAACCAAUUUUCUCUCUAUCCAAACAGAAAAAAAGAAAAAAGAAAAUAGAAAAUGGCACACGCUGUGUUUCAUACAGCUCAAAUUAUGCCAAUCAACACGCAGGUUACAGCAAAACCUAAACCUUUAUCGUCUUUAACGGUCCACAAACUUCUAUGUCCAAUCCAGCAGUUGGCACUUCCCAUUGCUGGAAGGCUUCGGAGAUGUCCUACCGUGAAGGCCUCUGGUGCUUCUUCGUCUUCUUCGGCUGUGGAAGAUUCCAUGACUCUUUUAGAGCGGUGCUUCGUGGCUGAACAGGCGUCGUCUAUGGGUCCGGUUAUGAAGGACAAGUUCGGUUCUUUGGGUGCGGUAACCCUUGAGAAAUCGAAGCUCGAUUUGACACAGAAGCAGUCCAGGACUAGCCCUGAGACUGCCCUUGGAGGUGGUGGUGGAGAUAUUGGAAAAAAAAUCGAUCAUGGUGGCGGUGAUGGAGGAGAUGAUGAUGGUGGUGAUGAUGAUGAUUAUUUUGAUGACUUUGAUGAAGGUGAUGAGGGAGAUGAUGGUCUGUUUAGGAGAAGAAUGUUUCUUGAAGAGCUCUUUGAUCGGAAGUUUGUUGAUGCCGUGUUGAAUGAGUGGCAGAAGACAAUGAUGGAUUUACCUGCUGGGUUUCGACAAGCUUAUGAAAUGGGUUUGGUCAGCUCAGCUCAAAUGGUCAAAUUCUUAGCAAUCAAUGCCAGGCCAACCACUACCAGGAUGCUUUCCCGGUCACUUCCUCAAGGAUUGUCAAGGGCUUUCAUUGGCAGGAUGAUUGCAGAUCCUGCAUUUUUAUAUAAACUUCUUUUAGAGCAGGCUGCAACAAUUGGUUGCUCAGUUUGGUGGGAGGUGAAGAAUCGCAAGGAAAGGAUUAAGCAAGAAUGGGAUCUGGCACUUGUUAACGUGCUCACAGUAACAGCUUGCAAUGCUAUUGUUGUUUGGUCACUUGCUCCAUGUCGCUCAUAUGGAAACACCUUCCGGUUUGAUUUGCAAAAUACAUUGCAGAAGCUCCCGAACAAUAUAUUUGAAAAGAGCUAUCCAAUGAGGGAAUUUGAUCUACAAAAGAGAUUUCACUCCUUUUUCUUCAAGGCGGCUGAGUUGUGUAUGGUUGGACUAACUGCUGGAGCAGUGCAAGGUUCUUUAUCAAACUACUUGGCUAGCAAAAAGGAGGGAAGGUUGUCCGUGACGAUCCCAAGUGCAAGAACUAAUGCUCUUGGUUAUGGGGCUUUCCUUGGACUUUAUGCGAACCUCAGAUAUCAGCUUUUAUCUGGUUUUGAUAAAGCCGUGGUCAGUUAUUUUGAUGUUAUUGGAGUGGGACUGGUUUUCAGCACAGCAUUGAGGAUUCUGAAUGUGCAAUUGGGAGAGUCAUCGAGACUGGCAUGGCUUGGUGUAGAGGCUGAUCCCCUGGCUAAUUCGGAUGGUCUUUUGAAAGCAUACAAUAGGCCUUCUGAGAAUGUUGAUCAACAGUCGUCUUCCAAAUGGUUCAUAUCGAAGAACGCCAUGGUAUCUGGUCUAGGUCUUCUCGGCAUCAAACAAUCAAAUGUUGACUCUGCAGCCGAUGGUGAAUCAUCAGCCCCCAGAGCAAAAAGAAAGAGGGUAGUUAGGAAGAAGGUGGCUGCUAGUUCAUAAUUUAAUGAGAUCACCAUCAGUCCAAUUUUGCCUCAUGAGAAAAGAUGCAGCUUGCUCGCCAAAUCACGGAGUGAUCGUCUUUAGUAGAAAUUUCUUUUUGCUGUAGCAGAGGGUGUAGCUAAGUGACAAGGCAAAAACAACACAGUGAGAAGAAUCUAUUGGGGGAAGUCUUAGUUAUUUUUCUCAUUUGGGUGCUUAUAUUCCCAUAUUGCAAUCCUAAUUGUAUGCUGCUUAUUGAAUUCGGGUUUGAAUGUUUCAUAUAUAUUUUUUUCCCACCUAGUGAAUUAGAAGGUUAUCUUUUGAGAUGAACAUUCGCAUCUAAUAAAUCAUUUGGUAAAUGCGCUGUUUUGGUAGUUGAA